Messenger RNA from Leptopilina boulardi, 1823 nucleotides. Its product is annotated as LHFPL tetraspan subfamily member 6 protein-like. NCBI's taxonomy places the organism in Eukaryota, Metazoa, Arthropoda, Insecta, Hymenoptera, Figitidae. The record is from RefSeq and is a predicted model, not a curated record. Gene Ontology annotation, cellular component: membrane. The transcript has 5 exons. The coding region runs from base 637 to 1254 and encodes 205 amino acids.
GAAAAGGGAUUAGUCGCAAUCUGAACGCGGCGUUGAGCGUUUCGAGGAAAAAAGACAAAUUUUCAAAAUUCACAUUUAUUCAUUUAUACAUUUUUUUAUUCUUCUCCGUCAGUAUUUUUUUUUUUCAGAGUCUCUUUUAUUUUUUACAUUCAUUUUCGUUAAUCAAGAGAAUAUCUAAAAUUAAAUACACGCUUGAAACUAUUUUUAAUUUUUUAUUAUCUCUUCUAAGUCGGCGCCACGAAGCUUGGUUCGAAAACUUGAAUUCGAGUGUUUAUUAUUAAUGCCAACGGAUUCGUGAAAUUUAUUUGAUUUUAGAAAAAUUUCAUUUUUUAUAUAAAGAAUAAUUUUUUUAAAUAAAGAAUUUAUUUUUUAAUUGUUAAAAAGCGAAUUAGACGCUUUUGGUAUUUAACGCUCAAUUGGGAUAAUCAACACACUGAGUGAGGAUGAUCGAGUGAUUUCACGGGAAGUGUGAGCAGAAGGAGAUAGAGGAGGAGGUGGUGGAGAUUGGAGCGUUUCCGUUUGUGUUCAUUUCUGACUGAUUUACACUUUACCGUAACCAAAAAGUGAUAGCGGGUUUCGAAAAAAAAAAUGAUAAUUAAAGUGUGAGAGUGAGAAAGUGAUAAAUUCUCAAGUGAAAUGACAGUGUUGUGCAUUUUUUGGGCGACGUUGUCGACAGUCGCGUCGAUUCUUGCAUGCUCUGGAUUUUAUCUGCCUUAUUGGAUUCAGGGACGACUUCUGGGAAAAGCAGACGCUUAUUUCAAUUCAUUUCGGCGCUGUAAUUAUCCUCGAAUCAGAGCACCCAACGCUAUUCCAGAAAUAGUAUAUGAAUGUGCAAGGUACAGCAGUUUUUGGGACAUUCCAAGUCCAUGGUGGCAAGCAACGACAGUCACUAUUGGUAUUGGAGUAGCCAUUGCUGUGAUUGGAGCGCUUACGCUUUUGGCAGCAGCAUCCUCUUUUCUUCCACAUGUUCUUAAGACUCCGAAGCAUACUCGGGCUCUUGGAUCUCUUCAGCUUUUAUCUGCAGUGAUGAUAUGCGGGGGACUCGUGAUGUACCCGAUUGGAUGGGAUAACCGAGAAGUCAGAGAAUCCUGCGGCAGAUCCGCAAAUGUCUACAAUCUUGGAAAGUGCUCGGUAUCUUGGUCGAGUCAUCUCAUGGUUGGUUCUGUGGCUUUACUCAUGCUGUGCUUUGCACUGAGUUUCUGUGCUGCUCGACAUAAGCCGUCUCAUCCACACUCGGAUCCCCUGCGCAUUUGACAAUCAAGGUAUUCACAAUCGAUUCACGCGUACUCAUCACCCAAGACAACUACCCUCUCAUUCGUGACAGUCUGUUGAUCCAAAGGAACGACGACACUUUCUUCCAACUAUAUUUUCCCAAAAAAAAAAAAAAAAAAAUGAAAAUAAACUCUCCACAAAAGCGGAUUAAGAAAUACGAAUUUCGAAUAUUUUUUUCGAAAAAUUCAAAACGUAAAACAAGAAUAACAAAAAUAUUCUCAUUGUGAGAAUAUUUCGAAAAAUUCGAAAUGUAAAACGAGAAUAACGGAAAUAUUCUUAUUGUGUGUGUGAGAGAGAGAGAAAGAGAGAAGCGUCACACGCGGAUUAGAUUGCAUAAUUAGCAUCUGACCAAAAUGCGAUUCAAUUUAAUCGCCGCGACUAUGCUGUAAAAAAAAUUUAUUUCAUUCAAAUAAUCGACUAUUUUCAAAUAUAUAUUUCUCUGUAUUAAAUAAUUUGUAUUAAAUAAUUAUUAUUUAAUUAAAUAUUAAUUAUAUAAUACAAAUAAAAAUUGUAUUUGCUUCAAAUACACGCAUAGAGAAAUGAUAUAUCUG